This is a messenger RNA of Olea europaea var. sylvestris, 611 nucleotides long. RefSeq names its product probable prefoldin subunit 4. The record is from RefSeq and is a predicted model, not a curated record. The transcript is spliced from 3 exons. Gene Ontology annotation, cellular component: prefoldin complex; cytoplasm. Bases 106 to 492 code for a protein of 128 amino acids. NCBI's taxonomy places the organism in Eukaryota, Viridiplantae, Streptophyta, Magnoliopsida, Lamiales, Oleaceae. Gene Ontology annotation, biological process: protein folding.
CAAAGACCUGAACCUAACUUUUGUGACCAUUGGAACAAUUAACUCACCCCUUUGCUCAAAUUAGUUGCCGUUCUCUCGGCAUCCACCAUUUCGAAUCAUCAAAAAAUGCAGCAGGCUGGGGCAUCCGGUUCAGAAGUGGAAGUUACGUGGGAGGACCAGCAGAACAUUAAUAAGUUUGGCAGAUUAAAUAACAGGCUUCACGAACUCGAAGAUGAGAUAAAGAUCGCUAAGGAAACUAAUGAGAGUCUCGAGGAUGCAAGUAAUGAGUUGAUUCUCACUGAUGAGGAUAUAGUCCGUUUCCAGAUAGGGGAGGUAUUCGCUCACAUCCCUAAAGAUGAAGUUGAGAUCAGGAUCGAACAGAUGAAAGAGGUUACAGAAAAGAACUUGGAGAAGUUGACUGAAGAGAAGGAAUCCAUACUAAGUCAGAUGGCUGAACUGAAGAAGAUUUUGUAUGGCAAGUUUAACGAUUCCAUCAAUCUUGAGGAGGAUUAAUGAUAUCAUAUGGAAACAAAUAACUCUUACUUCAUCUUUCAAACUAUAAUUUGACUUGCUUUGAUGUUAAAUGUCUUAUAAGAUUAGUUUGAUUAUGAUAUUGAUCUUUCAAGCCUGUU